Molecule: messenger RNA, 348 nt
Organism: Leptosia nina
Lineage: Eukaryota; Metazoa; Arthropoda; Insecta; Lepidoptera; Pieridae
Source: the annotation of a GenBank genome assembly
AUGGCGCGGCAGAGGCCGACUACGAGGCACUUCCACAACCAGCCAGAGUUGCGCCGUGGUGACAGCUCCAGCCUCAUGCUGAGGUGGAUCUUCUUAGUCUGGUUGGCGAGCUACGGGCCCCUGGGAAACACCGUAAAACAAGACGAAGAAAACUUUCUCAAUUUCACCUGCUACACCAGAGUGAAGGAAAUUUUUGUGGCGUGUUCGUUACUCCAGCCAACUUCCCAGACGUCUACAAUUAUUGUAAAAGUGCUAAGUCCUAAGCUACGUUUGAGUGCUGCCCCGUGGGUAAAGAUGAAUACUAACCAGAAAAAUAAAGUUGCCCCCGGAUUAAGUGCUUGGACGUGA